This is a messenger RNA of Abrus precatorius (Indian licorice), 4892 nucleotides long. RefSeq names its product ABC transporter D family member 1-like. The record is from RefSeq and is a predicted model, not a curated record. Gene Ontology annotation, biological process: fatty acid beta-oxidation; very long-chain fatty acid catabolic process; peroxisome organization. NCBI's taxonomy places the organism in Eukaryota, Viridiplantae, Streptophyta, Magnoliopsida, Fabales, Fabaceae. Gene Ontology annotation, cellular component: peroxisomal membrane. The transcript has 27 exons. Gene Ontology annotation, molecular function: ATP binding; long-chain fatty acid transmembrane transporter activity; ATP hydrolysis activity. The coding region runs from base 467 to 4480 and encodes 1337 amino acids.
UCUUCGGUUCGGUUUUACCUUGGUGCGUCUUUUUGUCAUAGGCAUGUUAGUAUUUUUAUUAUUGACUUGAUAUGUACAAUUUGCACGCAACCAAACACCUCACCUCUAAAACUUGCUUUUCCAUUCAACACCGUUAACUCUCUCGUUGGUGCCAAGCUCAAUUUCUGCAAUCGUUUGUUCCCAGCUUCAGGCACCGAAUGAGAAUUAAUUUAUCAAUUAUGUAUUACCUUUGUUUGGCUUCGAUUCGUUAAUCUGACUCGUUAUUCUGAUCGCUGCUAAGGACUGGAACAAUCGAGAUGCUUAUUGUUAUUGAACUAGAAUAUUCUAUUUUUUAGCGAAUAUGCUCUCUUACGAAGCGUUAGACGCUUUGGAUUGGAGGAGCGUGCUGAACAUUUUCGACCUUGAAGGUAUAAAUAGCAACUGCGACGCUUAUAUUUGUUGGUAAGAGAGAGGUUGAUUUGCUAUCAUGUCUUCCCUUCAACUGUACCAACUAACUCAGCAUGGCCGGAGUUUUCUGGCUUCAAGGAGAAAAACUUUACUACUAGCAACUGGUAUCUUAGUUGCUGGUGGAACUGCUGCAUAUGUACAGUCAAGGUCUAGAGUUAAUAAACAUGAUUUCUUAGCACAUUCCAAUGAGCACAAUAACGAAAAAGAACUCACAAAGGAGGAGGUUAGGAGAGCAACUUCUGCACCGCCAAAUAAACAAAAGAAAGGAGGGUUGAAAUCACUUCAAGUCCUUGCUGCAAUUCUUCUAUCUGAGAUGGGUCAAUUAGGUGCAAGGAACCUUUUAGCUUUAGUUUCUAUAGUGGUGCUGCGAACCACUUUGAGCAACAGACUGGCCAAAGUGCAAGGCUUCCUAUUUCGUGCUGCUUUUCUUCGACGUGUUCCUUUGUUUUUUCGGCUAAUUUCAGAAAAUAUUCUUUUGUGUUUCCUCUUAUCAACUAUACAGUCUACAUCAAAGUACAUUACUGGGACUUUGAGUCUGCACUUCCGGAAAAUACUGACUAAACUUAUCCAUUCUCACUAUUUUGAGAAUAUGGUGUAUUACAAAAUAUCACAUGUCGAUGGUCGAAUAACUAAUCCAGAGCAAAGAAUUGCCAGUGAUGUGCCUAGGUUCUGUUCAGAGUUGAGUGAGAUUGUACAGGAUGAUUUAACUGCGGUGACUGAUGGACUGUUAUACACUUGGCGGCUGUGUUCAUAUGCAAGCCCAAAAUAUGUCUUUUGGAUACUGGCUUACGUACUUGGAGCUGGGGCUGCUAUUAGAAACUUCUCUCCUUCUUUUGGUAAGCUUAUGUCCAGAGAGCAGGAAUUGGAAGGAGAUUAUCGACAGCUUCACUCACGAUUACGGACUCACUCAGAAAGUAUAGCAUUUUAUGGUGGAGAGAGGAGAGAAGAAGCUCACAUUCAGCAGAAAUUUAGGACCUUGGUUAGACACAUGAAUAGAGUGCUACAUGACCAUUGGUGGUUUGGCAUGAUUCAGGAUUUUUUAUUGAAGUACCUUGGUGCCACUGUUGCUGUUAUUUUGAUCAUUGAACCUUUCUUUUCUGGCCAUCUAAGGCCUGACAGUUCAACUUUAGGGCGUGCAGAGAUGCUAAGCAAUUUAAGAUAUCAUACUAGUGUCAUUAUUUCCCUAUUUCAGUCUCUAGGAACUCUUUCUAUCAGUGCAAGACGGCUCAAUCGACUCAGUGGUUAUGCUGAUCGCAUUCAUGAGUUAAUGGCCAUAUCAAGAGAGCUAAGCCUGGAGAAUGAGAAAUCUUCAUUGCAAAGACAAGGAAGUAGAAAUUGCAUAAGUGAAGCUAAUCAUGUUGGAUUCUAUGGUGUCAAGGUUGUGACCCCCACUGGUAAUGUAUUAGUGGAUGAUCUGACUCUUAAGGUUGAGACAGGAUCAAAUCUUUUGAUUACAGGUCCAAAUGGCAGUGGGAAGAGCUCAUUAUUCCGGGUUUUAGGUGGUCUUUGGCCUUUGGUUUCUGGACAUAUUGUGAAACCUGGAGUUGGGUCUGAUCUUAAUAAGGAAAUCUUUUAUGUGCCACAAAGACCAUAUACUGCUGUAGGAACACUUCGUGAUCAAUUAAUUUACCCUCUUACUGCAGAUCAAGAGGUUGACCCACUUACAGAUAGUGGGAUGGUGGAGCUAUUGAAAAAUGUUGACCUUGAGUAUCUGUUGGAUCGAUACCCGCCUGAAAAAGAGGUAAACUGGGGUGAUGAACUUUCAUUGGGGGAGCAACAAAGAUUAGGCAUGGCUAGACUUUUCUACCAUAAACCUAAGUUUGCCAUUCUUGAUGAGUGCACUAGUGCUGUCACCACUGAUAUGGAAGAACGGUUUUGUGCUAAAGUUCGGGCCAUGGGAACAUCAUGCAUUACAAUAUCACAUCGUCCAGCUUUAGUUGCAUUCCAUGAUGUGGUUUUGUCCUUGGAUGGUGAGGGAGGGUGGAGUGUUCAUUAUAGAAGGGAGGACUCUUCUACUGAAUUGGGAAUUGAUACAAUGAAGGUAUCAGAUACAAAACGACAGAGUGAUGCAAAGGCAGUUCAAAGGGCAUUUGCCAUGAAUAGAAAGGAUUCUGCAUUCUCAAAUUCAAAGGCACAAUUGUAUGUGACAAAAGUGCUAGCAUCAUCUCCAUCUAUGAAGCAUACUAUUUCACCAUCUGCUGUUCCCCAACUUCGCGGUAAUACAAGGGCACUGCCAAUGAGAGUAGCUGCUAUGUGCAAAGUAUUGGUGCCCACCGUAUUUGAUAAACAAGGAGCACGACUACUUGCUGUUGCUGUUCUUGUUGUUUCAAGAACAUGGGUCUCAGAUCGUAUUGCAUCACUAAAUGGUACUACUGUGAAGUUUGUCUUGGAGCAGGAUAAAGCUUCCUUUAUUCGAUUAAUUGGUAUAAGUGUUCUCCAAAGUGCUGCAUCUUCUUUCAUUGCACCUUCUAUAAGACACUUGACUGCCAGGCUAGCCCUUGGUGGGCGGAUUCGUUUGACACAACAUCUACUCAAGAACUACUUAAGAAGCAAUGCUUUCUACAAGGUCUUCCACAUGGCAAGCAAAAAUAUCGAUGCAGAUCAGAGGAUAACUCAUGACUUGGAGAAGUUAACAUCAGACUUGUCAGGACUGGUCACUGGAAUGGUAAAGCCAUCUGUGGAUAUUUUAUGGUUCACUUGGAGAAUGAAGCUGCUAACAGGUCAGAGGGGAGUUGCCAUACUCUAUGCUUACAUGUUACUUGGUCUGGGAUUUCUAAGAACUGUUACUCCAGAUUUUGGGGAUUUGAUAAGUCAAGAACAACAACUUGAAGGAUCAUUCAGGUUCAUGCAUGAAAGACUUUGUACACAUGCUGAAUCUGUUGCUUUCUUUGGAGGUGGUGCUCGAGAAAAAGCUAUGGUUGAGUCUAGAUUCAGGGAGCUUCUCACCCAUUCCAAGUACCUUUUAAAAAAGAAGUGGUUGUUUGGUAUCCUGGAUGAUUUUAUCACAAAGCAACUUCCACAUAAUGUGACUUGGGGCUUGAGCUUGUUAUAUGCCAUGGAACACAAGGGAGACCGUGCAUCAAUAACCACUCAGGGUGAGCUAGCACAUGCAUUAAGGUUUUUGGCAUCUGUUGUUUCUCAAAGCUUUUUAGCCUUCGGUGAUAUUCUUGAACUGCAUAGAAAGUUUGUAGAGCUCUCUGGUGGAAUUAAUCGGAUUUUUGAGCUUGAAGAACUUCUGGAUGCGGCCCAGUCUGAGAAUUUCAUGAGUGUUAGUGCCACACCUCCAGUGAAGGGUAUUCAUUCCACAGAUGUCAUUUCCUUUUCAAAAGUUGAUAUCAUAACCCCUGCUCAAAAGAUGUUGGCCAGGGAGUUAAUAUGUGACAUUGAGCACGGAGGAAGCCUACUUGUUACUGGUCCAAAUGGCAGUGGAAAAAGUUCCAUUUUCAGAGUUCUUAGAGGACUCUGGCCAAUUGCCAGCGGAAGACUCUCUAGACCAUCUGAAGAUGUGGAUCAAGAAGCUGGAUCAGGUUGUGGCAUCUUCUAUGUUCCUCAACGGCCAUAUACAUGCUUGGGAACCCUAAGGGAUCAAAUUAUAUAUCCCCUGUCCCGUGAGGAAGCAGAGGUUAAAGCAUUAAAGAUGUAUGGAACAGGUGAAAAACAUGCUGACACCAAAAAUUUGUUAGACGCACGGUUAAGAGUUAUUCUAGAGAAUGUUCGGUUGAAUUAUCUCUUAGAAAGGGAGGAAGGCAACUGGGAUGCCAAUUUAAAAUGGGAAGACAUUCUUUCGCUUGGAGAACAGCAGAGAUUAGGGAUGGCACGCUUGUUCUUUCAUAAGCCCAAAUUUGGAAUCCUUGACGAGUGCACCAAUGCAACUAGUGUUGAUGUUGAAGAACACCUAUAUGGACUGGCGAAAGAUAUGGGAAUCACGGUUGUAACUUCAUCACAACGUCCUGCUUUAAUACCAUUCCAUUCCAUGGAAUUGCGGCUGAUUGAUGGUGAGGGUAAUUGGGAGCUUCGAUCGAUCGAGCAUUGAGUUCACCAUAGCAGUGUUGGUGCAUGGACUUGGUUUAGUAUUUGAGAUGUUACGGACUCGGUAUACAAUUUGAGAUGUUGUCGAGUCUUGCCCAAGUUGGCUGUUUGCAAUGUUUGCCAAUAAAGGUCAAUUCUAUAUAAUUUUAUUUUUAGUUCACCACAUUCUCCACGAUUCAAUGUUUACUCCGUUGACUUGAGCUGACAAACAAACAGCCCAAAUUGUUGAUUAUAAGUUGGAGCACCAACCAUUGCAUGAUCUCUGCAGUGUACAGUGAUCAAUUAUGUACAGAUCCCCCUCCCCCCUUCCCUUCUUAGGUAGUUGAUUUUGAUUCAUAUGUUGUAGCCAUUGGAUGUAAUGAUUAAUAUUUAAUUCUUUUAUCAAUAAAACAGAAGGAAAGAAGAGAAGCCCUAAG